Messenger RNA from Pleurotus ostreatus (oyster mushroom), 2985 nucleotides. RefSeq lists its product as uncharacterized. Bases 1 to 2985 code for a protein of 994 amino acids. Gene Ontology annotation, molecular function: beta-tubulin binding; GTPase activator activity. Lineage: Eukaryota; Fungi; Basidiomycota; Agaricomycetes; Agaricales; Pleurotaceae. Gene Ontology annotation, biological process: microtubule cytoskeleton organization; post-chaperonin tubulin folding pathway; tubulin complex assembly. The record is from RefSeq and is a predicted model, not a curated record. The transcript is spliced from 15 exons.
AUGGACGCGGAGGAAGGGGAUGGAAAUCCACAACACUUCUCGACAUUCGAAAAGCACGAUGAACUACUUAAGCUUCAGGAAGAAUUCCUCUCUUGGGACCUACAUGUCGACCCGGCCAACUCAACUGAGGAUUCCAUCGAGUGGAAUCAUUUGACGAAAUGCAAAACAUCGUGCGCGAUCCCGUUGCAUUUUACCAUGCUUUUCCAACGCCUGCUUGGGUAUCAGGAGCAGUCUUACUUACUGGAUCCAUAUCUGGAGCGGUUCGUUCUGCCAGUUAUUGAAGCCGUGAAAGCGCAUGCACAUGCCACCGUGAUGCAGGAGGGGAUCAAGUAUUCCAAAGCGCGAAUGAAUCGUCUAUGUCGCCACCUAUAUGGCUAUAUAAGAUUUCGAGGAUACAAGAACAUAGUCAAAUUCUUCCCCCACGAAAUCGCCGACUUGGGUAUCGCAAGGGACUACAUGCUUCAUGAAAACGGGUUCUUCCAUGUCCCUUCUGAAUGGGAACUCCGUUAUAUCGUGUUCUUGUGGCUUUCGCUUGUCUGCAUGAUUCCCUUCGAUCUUUCUCAAUUUGAUGAAGUAGCUCAGAGGGGGCGAACCGCUCAGAUCAUAGAGGAGCAAGCACGAGGCCAACUCCAUAAAACCGGAUUAGAACGAGACGGCGCCGCUUUGCUGCUGUCGCGUCUUUAUGUCAGAGGGGACACCCGUGAAAGGUUGCACGAUUUCCUGCGCUGGUCGCUAGCGUCUGCACAAACGGCACAGGAUCCCGUGCUCUGCAUUGGAAUCCUCCAAGUACUCUGCGAAGUGGCUAAAUCGGCAUCUGCUGAAGAAGUCAGGACAUUCACCUCUGAUAUCUUUCGUCUCGGCAAAAUCAUCGACGAUGACGCUGCUCUGUCGACCAAUACGCUGACUCGCAAGUUCAGGACUAAAGCCGAAUCGCGAAUCGCCUUGCGCCUUCUACCUGGAAAACCGUCGCGCCAGAAAGGUUGUCGUAUUCUAGGUCAGAUGGAAGAUGAGGUGCAGGAUGAGGACACAUCGGAUGAUUUUGAAGUUCCCGAAGAAGUCGAAACUGUCUUAGAACAUCUAUUUGAGAGUCUUAAGGACAAGAAUACCGUCGUUCGCUGGACGGCAGCCAAAGGAGUGGCCCGAAUAUCAGAGCGACUACCAACUGAUUUCAAAGAUCAGGUGCUUGAGACUGUUAUGUCCCACUUCGCCAUACACUCUAUUGCAGCUGCGAGUCUAUACGAUCUCCCAGCUGUCGCAGAGAGCACUUGGCACGGCGCAUGCCUGGCAUGUGCAGAGAUGGCACGUAGAAGUCUUGUCAGUGAUCAACACCUUCCUACCUUGAUAGAGUGGACAACAAAGGCACUGUAUUUUGAUAUAAGAAAAGGCGCACAUUCUAUCGGUUCCAACGUACGAGAUGGUGCUGCGUAUGUUCUAUGGGCCUUGGCGAGGUCGCAAGAUUCCCAAUUUCUUAAACCCCACGCCGAACACCUUGCACAGAGAUUGGUCAUCGUGGCAGUGUUUGACCGAGAAAUCCAUAUUCGCCGUGCAGCUAGCGCUGCGUUCCAAGAACACGUCGGAAGAACGGGCUUUAUACCUCAUGGUAUCGAUGUUCUUCGAGAGACAGAUUUCUAUGCAGUCAGCACCAGACGUACCGCAUUCCUCACAGCUGCACCCGCAGUUGCUCUGUUUGAAGUUUACAGAGAAUCCCUAUUUAACCACUUGAUCGAUGUUACAAUCCGUCAUUGGGACCCUGCUAUGCGCCAGAUAGGAGCGCAGUCACUGCAACUCAUCUGCCUCAUAGACAUCAAGGAGUAUGGACCCAGGGCCGAAGCAAAGAUAUGUAGACUCCUUGAAUCCGUCGACGACAGUGAUCUUCACGGGUCCCUCUUGGCUUUAUCUGAGCUGGCACUUGCAUACCGAAUGUCGUAUCAAGGCGAUGACCUGGAAAUUAAAAUGCGCAGCAUUUUCCAAUAUCUCGUUCAUAUCCCCAAAACAACAGUGAUGGGCCCUCGGCACGAGUUGGUUACAUUAGCCGCAUGCUCGUUAAUAUCGAACACCAUUACACUUAGCGAAAUCGAAUUGGAUACUAAAUCCUCUGUGCCACAUUGGCGCGGAAUCGUGGACUAUGGAAUCAAACACAGGAGCUCGCAAGUACAGGAAGUAGCAGCGACCGCUCUUGGGGCCACCAGUCGGCUCGCCGAUAGCGCUCAAGAUAUAUCAUCUUCUGAUGAGAAUCAUGAAACCUACGUUUACGUAGACAUAUCCUCUCAGGACUUCCAGCAGUUGUAUGGCGUGCUGUUGGAGGGUAUGAAGGAUUAUACUUCCGAUGAACGAGGCGACGUUGGAUCUUGGAUACGACUCUCUUGCGUCCGUGGGCUCGCGGAGAUUUCGGAAAUGCUGUUCCAAUCCUUCACGCAGGAAUCACAGCUCGAAGCCUACCUACCGCCUUCGAAGUAUCAUGCAGCGAUUGCUGGUAUUCUCAAACAAGGAGUGGAGCGGCUGGACAACGUACGCCAGGAAUCUGGGGAGCAUUUUAUUCGCCUCCUGUAUAUGCCGCUUUCGCCCGUGGCGAAGACCCAAUGGCGUCUAGAAGGAGAGGAUUUAUUCAAGUCUUUGUUCCCAGCAGACCUCAACCCAAGCUGGGGAGAUGGGAGCUGGCUGUACCCAAAGGCCGUCAGAUUUCUAGACGUAGGAAAAUACAGAAGUCAGGUGCUGAUCGGGCUUCUCCUCAGCCUUGGGAGUAAAACAGAUAGCACGCACCGCCCCGUUUCAUCUAGCCUAAUCACCUAUUGUAGUGAUCUUCCGCUUGCAUCUUCCCCGGCGACAUAUGGCCUUAUAGGGCUUGUGCAAGACAUUCUUGCUUAUGCAAAAUCGCGGGCAGCAUUAAACUCGGUGGUAAUGCCCGCCUUGCAGGCUAUACAUGUACUUCUAGAGGGGGACAGCCUGAACCGACUGAACGAGCACCAAAGGGGAAUAGAAGCGUAA